Molecule: messenger RNA, 2384 nt
Organism: Elgaria multicarinata webbii
Lineage: Eukaryota; Metazoa; Chordata; Lepidosauria; Squamata; Anguidae
Gene: MLYCD
Product: malonyl-CoA decarboxylase
Exons: 5
Coding region: 1-1509 (502 amino acids)
Biological process (GO): malonyl-CoA catabolic process; fatty acid biosynthetic process; acetyl-CoA biosynthetic process
Cellular component (GO): peroxisomal matrix; mitochondrial matrix
Molecular function (GO): malonyl-CoA decarboxylase activity
Source: RefSeq, a predicted model, not a curated record
AUGCGCCGCUGGGGCUCCGGCCUAGCAGCGCGGCGGCUCUUCCGGCUCCUCGCGCUGCGCGCUUCCGGCCGGCCGCGGCCUAGCGCCGUUGCCGUAGCAACCGAGGCCCGCUCGGGCCUAGUCGGCAUGGAGGAAGCCUUGAGCCGCGCCGUGCCGCCGCUGCCGCCUUACGAGACCCGCGAGAAAGGCGCGGCGCCGGCCGGGGCGGCCCUGGAGCAGCGCGGCGCCGAGUUCAUGCGCUACUACCGCGGCUUGGCGAGCGGCCUGCCGCGGGCCCAGCUGCUGGGCCGCCUGGCGCGGGACUUCGGCGUCGAGCACGGCCGCGUGGCCGAAGUCAGCGCCAAGGUGCUGCGGCUGCAGCAGCAGCUGGAGGCCGAGGCCGAGCCCGGCGCCCUCUUGCAGGCCGAGGACCGGCUCCGGCACUACCUCACGCCCCGCUACCGGGGCCUCUUCCAGCACCUGGGCCGGCAGGAGGGCGGCCUCCGCUUCCUGGUGGAUCUCCGCAAGGACCUGCUCGAAGCCCUGGCGGCCAGGGAGGCCGAAGGGCCGCACGUCAGGGAAAUGAAUGGCGUUCUAAAGAACAUGCUGUCGGAAUGGUUUUCCACAGGAUUCCUAACCUUGGAACGAGUUACGUGGCAGUCCCCAUGUGAGAUUCUUCAAAAGAUUAGUGACAGUGAAGCCGUGCAUCCUGUUAGAAACUGGAUGGAUAUGAAGCGCCGAGUUGGGUCUUAUAGAAGGUGCUACUACUUUGCCCAUUGUGCCAUACCUGGAGAACCUUUGAUAGUUUUGCAUGUUGCACUUACAGAUGAGAUAUCCAGCAGCAUCCAGGCCAUAGUGAAAGAGGUUCCUUCUCUAGAAGUGGAGAAUCUGAACAAAAUUACCACGGCAAUUUUCUAUUCAAUCAGUUUGACUCAACAGGGCCUGCAGGGUGUGGAGUUAGGAACGUACCUCAUCAAACGAGUUGUUAAGGAACUGCAGGUUGAUUUUCCCCAGAUCAAAGCCUUCUCCACUCUGUCUCCAGUUCCGGGAUUCACCAAAUGGCUUGUUGGACUCCUUCCCUCCCAAUCCAAAGAAACAGGCAGAAGUCCCUUCACAGAUCCCGAAUACCAAGAAAUCUCUGAGAUCACGGGAGAACCCGCUGUUGAAAUCCUAAAACGUCUCUUAACGAACAAUGAGUGGGUGAGGUCAGAAAGGCUAGUCCGGGUCCUACAGCAGCCGCUGAUGAGGCUGUGUGCCUGGUACCUGUACGGAGAGAAGCACCGCGGAUAUGCCCUUAACCCGGUGGCCAACUUCCAUCUUCAGAAUGGUGCAGUGCUGUGGCGUUUGAACUGGAUGGCGGAUGUGAGCCCCCGUGGUAUCACUGCCUCCUGUGGCAUGAUGGUCAACUAUCGCUAUUUUUUGGAGGACACUACUAGCAAUAGUGCCACGUAUCUCGGAACUAAGCAAAUCAAAGCCUCGGAGCAGGUCCUCUCCUUGGUGUCUCAGUUUCAACAGAAUAGCAAGCUUUAAAUAAACGAGGCAGCUUUCAGGAGCAAAUACCUGUUUCAGCUAAAUGGGAAUUUUGAGGUACUUAAAAAGAGGGAGCAUAGCUGAUAAACCAGCGCUCUGUCCCUGAUCUCAUCAAGAUCCACGGUUGAACUGUCAGGCGAUUCUCGUUGCCUUCACGUGCUUUUCCAUACAGGGAGAGGACAUGAUUUGCUGCGGAUGAUAUUUCCAGCUAGUGGGAAAAGCUGGGUAAACUCUCCUUAGUGAAGUGGCAAGCCUGUGGUGACUCCUGUGAACUGUGUGUUGUCCCUACCCUUGCUCACCCAAUCGAUAAGUCUUGUUUAAACCGCAUCUUCAAAAGAGCCGUUGAACACCUGAGCGCUCUGACACAUUAAAGGGAGAGGUAGAUCAAUAUCAGGGUUAGUAGAUAAAAGAAGCGAGUAAGGAAAGGCUUUUUGGCCAAACGUGCCAACAAAACACCAUCCUCUAGGACUUCUCCAAUAAGAUGUUUGUUUUACACACCCUUCCCUGCUGCUCUGUGCUAAAUUCUUUGAUCAGCUUGUCCACUUCAGCAUUGCCACCACUGAGUUAUUGCUUUGCUCUGAUGGAGCCUUGGAACACCUUGGUAUGUGUUUGCGUAUUUUGGCUCCAUCUUGAGUGCUCUCCAGGCUGCAGAUGUAUGGAAUGAAGUGUCUGCAUCUUUACAGUAGCUCCGGCUUACGAUUUCUCAAGUGAAACCAACAGUUCAAAAACCAAAGAGAGGAAUUUGUUUCAAAGGGCUUUAUAAUGUUUACGGGGUUGUUUUAAACUUACCUGGUAAUAUUUUUUUAAAUUUUAAUUUAAAAAGACAAACAAGCCUGAAAUGAACUACAUUAAAAAAGUAAGGUUUGCCAUAUAAA